CCUCACAGGAGCCCCGUCAAAGCUACAGACAGGACUCUGUGUGCUGCAGAUGAUGUUGAUGAGGUGGUUGAGUUCAAAGCUCCCACUGACGAUGAGGAGGAAGCAGCAGAGAAGGGAGCAAAAAAGAAGAAAAUGGACAAGCUGCCCAUUCUUAUGGCUUUAAUGUUGCAGACCGUGUGCAAGACACUGGCCAAGCAGGGCUCGUCCUGCAAAAGCACCGUGACGCAGGCCAUCGGCUCCCAGAGCCUCGGAGGUCAGCAGGACUGGCUUGGGUUUCCAAACCCGGCCCAGAUGUGCUACAUGAACUCCAGCCUCCAGAGCCUGAUCACGCUGGCGGACUUCAUCAGGGACGUCAGCAGCCAGGAGGACGUGUGGAGUUCACUGCCUGAGGCUGAACUGAUGAGAAGAUUCAUGGACGUAGUGUGGAGUCACCGCUCCGUCGACUCCUGCCACAAACUCCAGGCCCUCGAUAUGUUCAAGAGGGCCCUCUCAGUCCAGGCUCCUGAGUUUCGGGACAACUACCAGAAAGUGAGUCAUCUGAUUUGAUAAUUCUUGUUGUUUCUCUU
Molecule: messenger RNA, 566 nt
Organism: Siniperca chuatsi (mandarin fish)
Lineage: Eukaryota; Metazoa; Chordata; Actinopteri; Centrarchiformes; Sinipercidae
Product: ubiquitin carboxyl-terminal hydrolase 37-like
Exons: 5
Coding region: 133-546 (137 amino acids)
Biological process (GO): protein deubiquitination
Molecular function (GO): cysteine-type deubiquitinase activity
Source: RefSeq, a predicted model, not a curated record